AUGAGUGUCUACUUGUGCUUUGGUGUUGCCGAGUCAACUGCUACAAAGGCUUUCACAACAAAAUCUGCAUACUAUAGAUGUAAUUCGUCAUUUUUGGUUAUUGACACGAUGUUUGCAUUGAGCGCUGACGUGCUCGGAAAUGAAUGGCUCCCCGUUGGCCCACGUUGGCUUCUACCCGGCCUCCUCAGCAACCUCACGUCACUUACUGGGGCUGCUUCGAGAGCCCUACAUUUCAUGGGAUUUGCUCGUUUCUUCAUUCCACGACGAAAAGAGAAUGUUCUGAAUGCCCUGAUAGUUUUUGCUUUUUGUGCCGGUGUUAUUUUCUACUAUAGGAUAAAUGACAGGAUUCAUCUUCUUGGCCGAAAACAAUCGAGGCCGACAAAAUGGUCUUUCGAACCAGAGCCUGUUGCGCCAGGAACACCCGGAGAAAACGGAAGGGCCGUGAUUUUGAAAGGAGAGGACAAAAAGCAAGGAGAACUCGAUAUGAAGAAAUGGUUUAUGAAUGUGAGGGCGAGCGAUUUGAUGUCUUUGGAUCGGAGUCUACCUGAUACUCGGAGAGAAGAAUGUUUGGAUAUUCAUUAUGAUCUCAAGACUCUCCCACAGGCAUCCGUCGUCAUCAUCUUCACCGAUGAGGCAUGGAGUCCGUUAAUGAGAACAGUUCACUCCGUUGUCAACAGGAGUCCGCCACAGUUGCUGAAAGAAGUCAUUCUUUUGGAUGACAACAGCCAAAGAGAAGACUUGAAAGAGCACCUUGACGAAUAUGUUCGCCGCUUUGAUGGAUUGGUUCGCAUUGUGAGGAAGAACGUCAGACAUGGCCUAAUCAGAGCUAAGAUUGCUGGAGCCCGUGAAGCAACCGGCGAUGUCGUCAUCUUCCUGGAUUCACAUUGUGAGGCGAAUGUUGGGUGGUUAGAGCCACUUGUUCAGCGGAUUAGUGAAAAGCGAAGUGCGAUCAUUUGUCCAAUUAUCGAUCACAUAGCAGCGGAAGACAUGAGCUAUAGUGGUGAUAAGUAUUCAACUUCAGUUGGAGGGUUUUCGUGGGCUCUCCACUUCACGUGGGAACGUAUGCCUGAGAAAGAAAGGAAGCGAAGACAAAGUCCAACGGAGUACAUAAGAUCUCCCACCAUGGCUGGAGGGCUUCUGGCCGCCAAUCGUGAAUAUUUCUUCGAAGUUGGCGCUUAUGACGAAGAAAUGGAUAUUUGGGGUGGAGAAAAUUUGGAAAUAAGCUUCAGAGUAUGGAUGUGUGGCGGUUCAAUCGAAUUCAUUCCGUGUUCUCAUGUAGGCCAUAUAUUUCGAGCUGGGCACCCAUAUAAUAUGACAGGUAGAGGCGGUAAUAAAGACGUUCAUGGUACUAAUUCGAAGAGGCUUGCAGAGGUUUGGAUGGACGAGUAUAAGCGACUGUAUUAUCUGCAUAGGCAUGACCUAUUGAACAAAGAUGUUGGUGAUUUAACAUCUCGCAAAGCCUUGAGGAAAAGACUAGGCUGUAAGUCCUUUAAAUGGUAUCUGGAUAAUGUGAUUCCGGGAAAGUUCAUUUUGGAUGAAGACGUCAUCGCUUAUGGCACGUUGUACACCGUGGUCGAUGGCUUUCGCAUGUGUGUCGAUACUCUUCAACGUGACGAACAUUAUGACCACGUUCUAGGAGUUUACCCAUGCCAAGGCAAAGGAAGCGCACCACAAUUGAUGUCGCUAUCAAAAGCUGGUCAUUUGCGACGGGAAACUAACUGUGCUGAAGUAAAUUUUGAUAAAGGUCAUCUGGGUAAGAUCAAAAUGGUUCAUUGCAAAGAAAAUAGUCCCACUUGGCAGUACGAGAAUUCAAUGCUCAAAGAAACGAAGUAUGGUCUGUGUUUAUCCACUGCUGGAUUGCAAGCCAGUGAUGAUGUUAUAGUAGAGCAAUGUAAUAGCAAAAGUCCCCAUCAAAAAUGGUUUUUCGUCGAUCCGAUGGCUAAAUGUUCAAUGCCAUUGGAAUACUGCGAAUACUCUGGUAUGACGGACAAAUGUCGGAAGUGGAGUGAAGAGAACGCUCCAGAAGCUCUUGAAGGUCUCGAAAUCAGCGAUGAAAACCUUGAAGAAAAGAAGCAUCAAAAGAGAGGAGGCAAAGGAACCGUAAAGACAGUGAAGAAAAAAGUGGCAGCCGGAGGUACGAAGGUAACUCUCCAACGUGAACCACGAGGAAAGAAAAGUGUCACAGUUAUAAGAGGGCUUGCAUCGUUUGAGAUUGAUCUAAAGCAAGCAUCAAAGCUAUUUGCACAGAAGUUUGCUUGUGGCAGUUCAGUGACUGGUGCUGAUGAAAUAGUCAUACAAGGCGAUGUGAAGGAUGAUUUGUUCGAUAUGAUACCAGCAAAAUGGCCUCAGGUUCCUGAUUACUCCAAGAACCGAAUAGGACCAGGUGAGAACGGUGCUCCCGUGAUCUUAGAAGGUGAAGAGAAACUAAUCGGCGAGCAGCAAAUAAAGACGGUUUUCAUGAAUGUGCUGGCCAGUGAUAAAAUCUCGUUAGAUCGAAGUAUACCGGAUUCAAGAUCACGCGAAUGUCUCGCACUUUCUUAUCCGAAACAUCUUCCCACAGCAUCGGUUGUCAUCAUUUUCACUAACGAGUUCUUCUCUUCGCUUCUCCGCACCGUUCAUUCCGUAGUCAAUCGCACUCCACCACAUCUACUCAAGGAAAUUAUCCUUGUCGAUGACAAAAGCAACAGAGAUGAGCUUGGCCCACCUCUUGACGAACAUUUGAAAAGAUUUGGUUCACUCGUGACUCUCAUUCGAUCUACAGAAAGGCUUGGAUUGAUUAGAGCGAAAAUCAAAGGAGCAAAAGCUGCAACCGGUGACGUCAUCGUAUUUCUCGACGCUCAUUGUGAAGCAAAUGCUGGCUGGAUAGAACCACUGCUGGCACGAAUUCAAGAGGAGCGCACCGCUGUUGUCUGUCCUAUCAUCGAUUCGAUUUCCGAUACAAACCUCGCCUAUUUAGGUGGAUCACAUGGAGGAAUUGGUACGUUUUGGUGGUCCCUUCAUUACAGUAUAUCAUCGAUGCCUAAGAGAGAAAUUGAGCGAAGAAAGCAUCCAGAAACUGACUACAUACGAUCGCCAACGAUGGCUGGAGGUCUGUUUGCUGUCGAUCGCAAGUAUUUUUUCGAAAUUGGAGCGUAUGAUGAAGAAAUGGAUAUUUGGGGAGGCGAAAAUUUGGAGAUCUCCUUCCGAGUUUGGAUGUGCGGAGGUUCAAUUGAACUAAUCCCAUGCUCUCAUGUUGGCCAUAUCUUCCGAUCAGGGCAUCCGUAUGACAUGACAGGGCGAAACGACAACAAAGAUGUGCAUGGUACGAAUUCCAAGCGGCUAGCAGAGGUAUGGAUGGAUGACUACAAACGGCUCUUCUACGUUCACCGAAUGGGUCUUAAGGACUUGGACGUUGGUGAUCUGACCGAAAGAAAGCAACUACGAGAGAGACUCAAGUGCAAGUCUUUCAAAUGGUACUUAGAUAAUGUGAUUCCGGAGAAAUUCGUACCAGACGAAAACGUCUAUGCAUAUGGACACGUCAGAACCGAACGAGGACUUUGCUUAGACACUCUUCAGCGACUUGAGAAUAAGGGGACAGUUAUCCUUGGCGUAUUCGGUUGCCAAGAGGGCGGUAGUUCAGCAGAAGGCGGUUUUCUUCGACACAAGGACCGAGGUCUGUGCCUCGAUGUUGAAGGAGUAGAAGCCGGUGGCGAUGUCACGUUUACUAUGUGCGAUGAGAAGAAAAGCAGUCAGAAGUGGAGUUUCGAUCGAUAUUUCGAGCUUAACUAA
Haemonchus placei is the source of this 3768-nucleotide messenger RNA. NCBI's taxonomy places the organism in Eukaryota, Metazoa, Nematoda, Chromadorea, Rhabditida, Trichostrongylidae. The record is from the annotation of a GenBank genome assembly.